Messenger RNA from Clonostachys solani, 1044 nucleotides. The record is from the annotation of a GenBank genome assembly. NCBI's taxonomy places the organism in Eukaryota, Fungi, Ascomycota, Sordariomycetes, Hypocreales, Bionectriaceae.
AUGAGCAAGAGAGGUGUAGAGAAAAGAAUGGUCUUCGAGAACAAAAACGGAGUAUGGCAGCUUGUCCGUAGCGUCCCGACCAGCACCGGAUCUCGUGUCACAAUUGUUGCCGCAGACUGUUACAGUGAUGACACCAUCAUAUGCGAGUCUGGACUACUCUGUCCUUCAACCUAUUGGCUGGAGGAUGGAGAGGGAAAACAAACCCUGCUUUACGCCGAGAAACCUGCCUUUGAUGCUAGCGAGUUUAUUCUUCGCCAGAUGACAACUAACAGCGAAGAUGGCACCGAAAUUGAUUACCUCGUGUUAUCUCCCAGAGUCCCAAAGCAUGAACAGGGCAAAGCCCCUGUCCUUAUGACUGGGUAUGGUGCAUAUGGUAUCUCAAUGCCUGUGUCGUACCUUAACUCUAUGUUGGGAGGGGUUUCUCUUGUCCCAUGGCUCAACAGUGGUGGCUCUCUCGUCAUCCCAUUCAUACGGGGCGGUGGAGAGAGAGGCGAGGUUUGGCACCAAGCUGCAAGACAGGAGAAGCGUCAGAAGUCAUACGAUGAUUUUAUUGCGGUCGCAGAGACCAUUGUCAGAGAUGGUUUCACCACACCGAAGCACCUCGGUGUUUACGGUUCGUCCAGUGGUGGCCUCCUCUCUGCCAUAAUGUGCAUUCAACGCCCCAAACUUUUCGGCGCUGUCGUGAGCGAUGUCCCAAUCACCGAUAUGUUGAGGUAUACCUUAAUGGGCAUGGGCGGCGCUUGGAUAUACGAACACGGUGAUCCCAAGGAUCCGGAAAUGGCCAAAGUACUAAGAGCAUACUCACCAUUUCACAACAUCCAAAAUGGGGUGAACUAUCCCCCCUGCCUUGUCACGAUUUCAACCAAUGAUGAUAGGGUCGGCCCCGGCCAUGGGAGGAAGUUUGCCGCGAAGAUGAAAGAUGCAGGUGCGUCGAACUUUUAUUUCUUUGAAGAUGAUAGUGGCGGCCACUCUGUUAGUGAUUCUUUCAAAAACACCAAACUACUGGUUAGGCGGCUCGUUUUCUUCAUCGACACGCUUCAAUAA